This is a messenger RNA of Myxocyprinus asiaticus (Chinese sucker), 4813 nucleotides long. Its product is annotated as regulator of G-protein signaling 3-like. Bases 98 to 3136 code for a protein of 1012 amino acids. The record is from RefSeq and is a predicted model, not a curated record. Gene Ontology annotation, biological process: signal transduction. Gene Ontology annotation, cellular component: plasma membrane; nucleus. Gene Ontology annotation, molecular function: protein binding. Lineage: Eukaryota; Metazoa; Chordata; Actinopteri; Cypriniformes; Catostomidae. The transcript has 23 exons.
UCACCCUUCUAGUUUCAGAGGAAAGAGUCAACUGAAACUGAUAGUUACUCCUGGCAAUGGGGUGUUCUGUGUUCAAAUUUUGGAAGCCAGGGGACUUAUGGGAAGAGAGUACAGACCAUGUGACUCAUAUGUCAAGAUAGCCAUUGCUCCAUAUGUUGACCACAGCAAGCGAUGGAAAUCCAGGACCGUUCUAGACUGCAAGAGUCCUGUUUUCAAUGAGACUUUUAUGUUAAAUGUGGAUGAUGAUGAUCAUAAGAAGAGGUUUUUGGUGACAGUGUGGAAUCGCAAUCGGACAUCCAGGCGCAGUGAUUUCCUGGGCUGUAUGAGUUUUGGCGUCCACUCUCUCAUCACCUCAUCUAAGGAGAUCAAAGGUUGGUAUUAUCUCCUGGGAGAAGAGCUGGGCAGGAGCAAACAUCUGAAAGUGGCCUCACGUCGCAUCAGACCGACCGCUGAAGCCGCCGUGUCCAACUAUGAAGCUGGACCCGAGACCACAAGUCCAAAGAACAUGCAGUCAUAUACAGUGACCAUUUUGAGAGGAAAAGAUGGUUUUGGUUUCACCAUCUGCUCUGACUCACCUGUGCGGGUCCAAGCUGUUGAUCCAGGCGGACCAGCUCAUCAGGCUGGGUUACAACAGCUGGACACAUUAUUACAACUGAAUGGCCAGCCAGUUGAACACUGGAAGUGUGUGGAACUGGCGCAUGCCAUCAGGAAUUGUCGUGAUGAGAUCACAGUGGUGGUAUGGAGAACAGUGCCUGUUAUGAAGCCUUACUAUGAGGGACUCAUCCACAGGCCUUCUUACAAACCCUCCGGUUUUGACACUUCUAUUACAAAGACACAAAACAAAACCCCACCUUUGCUCUCUCGACCCACCAACCACAAACCGAGUCGGCGUAAGAAAGGUAGUGGUCACAAUAACACAGGAAAUGGAGUAGGAGAGUCAUUGUGGUCUUGGACUGGGAAACGAGAGGAGAAUGACUACAAAACACGUACUCAGACCCUCAAAGGUACACGUGUGACAUCAUCAAAUGGCGACAACUACAUCAUCCUAUCUCCUGUCAGCCCUGGAAACCAGAUAUUGCAGCCGGUGUAUUCUGACAGCAAUGGAACGCUGGGAACUCUAGGAAGAAUCUAUCAGACUCAUCCAAGCAGAGAGCUGCAGCAGAGUCCAGGAUACCUGCAAGAUGGGGAACUGCAAGCACAAGCCACCUUAUGCAGGUCUAUGAGCAGUAAGACUGCCACCAUGGCUCCCUCAUCCUAUAGACAGAGUUUUGCCAACUACCAGAACUGCACCAUCGUCCAGUCCCACCUGCCCCACUCUAACUAUGGGACAUAUGUUAGUCUGGCCCCUAAGAUUCUCAUCUUCCCUAUUUUUGUGCAGCCACUGGACCUGUGCAGCCCUGAGAAAAUCCUGAUAUUAUCAGAGGAAAUGAUCCUUCAUGACAGUAAACACAUAGCUCUUAAGGCAACAGUGUUCAUCUACACAGACUUGAUGCUGUUGACCAGGGAGGAUGAACCAGGCCGCUGUAAUGUACUGCAGAGUCCACUCUACCUCCAUCAGAUAGACCUGCAGGAUGUUCCUGCUGACAAACUACGGCUGUACAUCUCCUACUGGAUAGAGAGAACUGAGUGUCUUUUCAGCCUGGAAGCCUUUUCAGCUGAACAGAAGAGGAGGGUUGUCCAGUGUCUAAGAGACAAUAUUGACAAGCAGCUUGCCCUAAGGGACAGAAUCGGCCCUGAUCAGAUGCUGGAACCAAAAGCAGCCGAACAGACUGAUCUGGGUUUGCUGGGCUUCAGCUCUCACAGUGUGUCUGAGCCCUGUUCCCCAUCAUGCCCCUCUGCAUCGCCCAUUAUGAGAAGAACCAACUGCAGCUCUCCAGCUCAGCGACUCUCUUACCCAGACCUGCACUGCAGCUCUGGAGAUGCAAGCCAAGCUAUUCCACCUUCACAAGACAGCUGCAAACCUGCACACAUGGAGACCUCCGAGAUCUGGAAGGAGAGACCGAAGGAGGUGAAAGGAGGUGGAGAGGAGUCAGAUCUGGAGAAGAGGGAGCAGGGGGAGGGUGAGAGCGCAUCCGAGACGAUCAGUGUUGGCGCCAGACCCACAUCUUCAUCAUCCUCUUCAUCUCCUCUCGUCAUUCCCAAGCUGUGUUUGGAUCGCUCCUUCAACGCAGAUGCUUUGACUUCACCAUCCACUGAUGAUGAUGAUGAAGAUGAUGAGGAAGAUGAUGAGGAAGCAGACAGUGAUGAAGGCUUUCUGAAGAGGAGGAGUAUGGUAGAACCAUCUCCUGCUGGUGGGCAGCAGAGUGGAGGCUUGUGUGUGCAGAGGUCUCUCCACAGACGCACGCACAGUGAGGGCAGUUUGCUGCAAGAGCCCAGAUCUCCUCGCUUCAUCUCCGAUCAGGCCAUCGACUGUAUAGAGGCCAAGCGGGAGACUCCAGAGCGCUGGGCCAUCCCCUCGCCACAGACUCUAAGGAAAGAGCUGACCAAGAAUGGAGGAUCUGUUCACCAGAUCUGUCUGCUCUUCACUGGGAGGAGGGUUUGUGGCAUGCCAAACUGUAAAUGUGACACAGGAAAAAGUGCUUUUAAAAAGAAGAAAUCCAAGAAUUUGGCCAAAGACAUGAAAAAUCGACUGACUUUCCUGCGGAAGAAGAGCAACGACAGACAUGGCAGCAAUCCAGUCAUCAAGCUUGAGAAAAUCCUCAAGUCAGAUAAAGCAUCUCCAGAAGAAGCUCUCAAAUGGGCAGAGUCGCUCGAUGCACUGCUUUCUCACAAAUAUGGCCUGGCAGUGUUCCGCUCUUUCCUACAAACAGAGUUCAGCGAAGAGAAUCUGGAUUUCUGGCUGGCAUGUGAGGACUUCAAGAGGAUCAAAUCACUGUCCAAAAUGGCAUCCAAAGCAAAGAAGAUAUUCACUGAGUACAUCUCCAUACAAUCCUGUAAAGAGGUUAAUCUGGACUCAUACACCAGGGAGCACAUCAAGGAAAAGAUGGAGAACAUCUGUGCAGACUGCUUUGACCUGGCUCAAAGCAGAAUCUUUGGACUCAUGGAAAGAGAUUCGUACCCUCGAUUCCUCCGAUCUGACAUUUACAUGGAAUUAUCCAACCAAAAGAGACCCAACUCUUCCACAGAUUUAUCUUAAAGCUAUGAAAACAAACUGUAGAACUUUUCAGAUCAGUAUUGCUGGAGACAGGCAACAGAUGUAUGAAAUGUGGAUUUAGUACAACAGGACGUGUCUACAUUCACACUAUCCAUUUCAUGCACGGCUUCAUGUUUACACGUCAGUCGCUAAGCACCUUGGAGAGCUCAGACUGUUAGAUCUUUUACGUCAAUUUGUACUAUUUGCUUUUGAAUGAUGCUUUGCUGCACCCUGUUGGAUGGUUUUGGCUAUGAGACAGUGAUGCGUCAUGAAUGUGCCCGGAAGGGUUGACUGAAGUCAAUUUAUCAGUGCCCAAAACAAUGGAAGAUCCAACAUCAUGGAAGAUGCAAAGUUGUUGAGUAUUGGAGCAAAGAGACAAUUUGGUACUGUUUUGUUUAGCUUUACCAAGAUAUUUCGUUAUUUCAGAUAGAUUUUCUUGUGUACACUAUACCUCAACAUACGCCAGAGAAUAAAUGCCAUUACAAAGAUAAAUUCCAGUUACAUGUUGAGAUGAUAUUGGGGGAAAAGGAUUGCUUAAGUAUUGUUUAACAUUAAUGUCCUUUUUUUUCUGGAAGGCAGUCGACACAGUAUGUAAAAGAUGACAUGUAAGUCUAAAUUCUUAUUUUAUCUUUUGCAUAAACUACAGUUUUUUUUUUUUUUUUUUGUUAACAACUAUUGUUGUUUCACAUCAAAUAUGUGGAAUUCAACAAGGUUUAGACCACACCUCACCAUUGUUUUUAAUGUGUAUUCUUUAUAUGCUCUCAAUAUUACUCUGGAAAAACAUAUUUACAAACAGAACACCCAUUUCUAUUAGUAUAAUGGACUUGGAUCUAACCCUCUCAUGUUUUAGAAGUGCAAUAUAUAGUUGGUUAUUACAGUAGUAUUUCUUUAAAAAAAAAAAAAAAAAAAAAAAAAACAUUAUAUCAAACAAGAGACCAGAACUUCAUUCUUUAUAUACAUAUUGUAUCAAUGCUCUGCCAUAAUGCAUCAUAACAGUCAGUUUCUGGGUUCAAAAGUAAGAAGUGAUUCCUUCUGUAAAUAGAGACUGAGAUACAAUAUAUGAACUAACAGUUGUUGUGAUGUUAAAAGUCUAAAGGUAUUCUGUUUGUUGUCAUUGCUAUUAGACAAUUGGUCACAAAUCAAAGAAACAAAAAAGAAAACCCACAUUUCUAUUUAGUAGUAGCUGUGUAGUGAUUGAACAUAGAGGAGCAUGUUUUGUAAACAGAAGUCUGUAUUUCAUGUUGAUCUACAAGGCACUAGUCAGUUCAGAGGGAGAGUUUUCUCCUGCCUUCAUCCUAACAAUAUCGUUCUUGCUCUAAUAAUAAUUAUUUCUUGUAUUUAUUUGUGGGUUCAUAUUACACUCAUUGCUGCCUUUGUAACAUAACAAUGAUCGAAUAAAAAUACAUUCAGGCAAGUUAAUUCCACAUUUUUAUAUCACUUUAGAAAAAAAAAAAAAAAAAGAAAAAAAAAACUGGUCUGUUCAUUAUAUUGUUGUUGUUUUGACACAUAUUUGGGAAUAAUUGUAUGAUAGCCUCCUCAUGUAGAGGAUGUGUGUCCCACUAAAAAUCCCCAGAGGGCAGCAAAGCGCCACAAUAAUGCAAGAGGAAAACAUUCUAGGAAACAUUUAUUUGUUGAUUAAUCAUUAAUUCACGCUUAAUAAUCAAAUGAUUUAGAAUAUAU